This is a messenger RNA of Trypanosoma cruzi, 441 nucleotides long. RefSeq lists its product as uncharacterized. The record is from RefSeq and is a predicted model, not a curated record. Lineage: Eukaryota; Euglenozoa; Kinetoplastea; Trypanosomatida; Trypanosomatidae. The transcript has a single exon. The coding region runs from base 1 to 441 and encodes 146 amino acids.
AUGAAACCUUUUUUUUUGUUUUUUUGUUUUUUGUCUUUGCCCACCCCCUGUAGACUCUUUAUUUCUCUGGGAGUAAAAAAGGGAAAAGAAGGAAGAGGGAAGCAACGUGUGUACUCAAAAAUGGUCAAGAUCUCACACGAGGACACACAACGCAUCAAGACGGCGUUCUUGUCGUAUGCGCAGGGUCAAGACAAAGUCACGGAGGCGAUGAUUGACCAGCUCAUCUGCGGCGCCUUCCCUGGUCUCUCGUGGGAGCAGCUGCAGGAGAAGAAAAAGGGCCGUGCGGCAGCGAACGGCUACGACCGCAGUGCCUUCUUUUCUCUUGUCGCGUCCGACGAGCAGUACGUGCGGUUUAUUGCCCAGCACUUCCCAUGCGCGCCAGAGGAAGAGAAACCGCCAGAGAUUGAUGCCCUGGAGCUCAAGACGCAGAAGGGCUUUUAG